Messenger RNA from Hepatospora eriocheir, 1665 nucleotides. Lineage: Eukaryota; Fungi; Microsporidia; Hepatosporidae. The record is from the annotation of a GenBank genome assembly.
AUGAGUAACAAUAAAUUGAAAAUUAAAAUAAAAUCAAUAUUUGAGAGUUACCUGCAAUUCAGCACGCGUGGACAGAAUGUCCAUAGGAUAAAUUUAUCCUGUAUUAAUGAUGAAACUAAUGAGAAUAUAAUUUAUAGGUCAGAGCAAAGACCCAUAUUAGUAGAAUAUUUGAUUGAGGGUACAGACCUAAAGUUAAAACGAGAGUUAUAUCCUUUAGAUAACAUACAAAUACAAGAUGUCUUCGAAUGGGUUAGUGAAUUCAGAGAUGUUUCAGUUCUGGCUAAAUGGGAAGAAGCGGCAGCACUUCAAGUACUUAGAAGUAUGGUGUCUAAAGAGAUCAGACAAGAAAUAUCAUCGUUAAGAACAGUAGAAACAUGCCUAUUUGCAAUAUUAAAACUUAAGUAUCCUUCUAGAUUAAUGAUGAUGUUUUUAUCAAAUGCUAAAGCAAUAAGACAGAGAGAUUACACUUACAUAGCAUCUUAUUCUAAAACACAAUGUAAAGCACUUCAAGCAUAUUUUAUUAGUUGUUCUAUUACAAAGGCACAACAAAAUAGCAAAUUGGAAGAACUUUUCUUUGAGAAUCUUGAACCAUCUACCAAGAUGUACUUGCUAGAAAAAGAGAUUACAACGAAAGAUGAAGCAAUUACAAAGAUACAAGGCAUGGAGGGAGUUAUCAUUCAAAUGAAUUUUGAAAGAAUUUCUAAUGAUGAAGAAAUAACUAAUCAACAAACAAUAACCCAGCCAACGAAUGAUACUAAUAAACAAACUAAGUGGUGUACUAAACAUAGUAAUGCCACACAUAAUACAUCUGAAUGCUUUUCAGUAUUAAAGAAGAAAAGCAAAAGUAAGAGUGAUUCAAAGAAAAGUUUGAAUGAAUCAAAGAAUAAUUCAAACUCAUCGGUGACCAAUAAUAUGAUAAUAGAACCAUGUUCUAAGAUAAACUCGAUAGAAGUACCUAUAAAGAUUGGUAAAGAAGAGUAUAAUGCCGUAUUAGAUACAGGUGCAUCAGUAAAUUACGUAUCUGAUAAAAUCUGUGCUCGUAGCAACCUAAAUUUUAGCGGUUCACAGAAACUUGGAAUAAGGUUAGCUAAUGGUGACAUUAUUCAAUCCUUAGGAUCUGUUAAAACAGAUAUAUUAAUUAAGGGUAUUGAUCAUACAAUUUUUAAAGGAAACUUUAGGGUAGUAAAAGACUUGCAUGCUGAAGUUAUACUAGGACUACAAUUCCUUAUGGAACAAGGAAUAAAAAUAGAUCUAAAUGAUAUGACUUUGACAUGUGAGAAUGAAACUAUUUUUAUUAGGGAAACUGAAUUAAAAGAGUGGAACGAAACACCUGAUGCUGAGAUAAUUAAUAUACCAGGGUUGUUCCAUCUUCAAGAAGAUAGAGAGUUUAGAACAAACAUCCUAAAUAUAGUAAAGGAAUUUAAGGAAUUGAAUCCUGAACUUGGAAUGAUUCCAAAUGUGGAAUUUACCAUUGAAAUGAAUGAUACUAAACCUAUACGUAGUACACCAUUUUCAGUGCCAUACAAACAAUAUGAUGUUCUUAAAAAUGAGAUCAAUAGACUAGAAAAAUUAGGUAUAAUACGUAAGAGUAAUAGUAAUUAUGGUUCGCCAGCUUUUUGUAUUACAAAAAAGAAUGGUAAGACGAGAUUAGUUGUAGAUUUAUGA